Molecule: messenger RNA, 876 nt
Organism: Phycomyces blakesleeanus NRRL 1555(-)
Lineage: Eukaryota; Fungi; Mucoromycota; Mucoromycetes; Mucorales; Phycomycetaceae
Exons: 3
Biological process (GO): cytoskeleton-dependent cytokinesis
Cellular component (GO): cytosol; septin ring; microtubule cytoskeleton
Molecular function (GO): molecular adaptor activity; GTP binding; GTPase activity
Source: RefSeq, a predicted model, not a curated record
CAAUUCAAUGUCAUGGUCGUUGGCUUUGCUGGUGUCGGCAAGACCGCAUUUAUCAAGACCCUCCUCGAGGCACUUAAGCUUGAUAGCCCUAAAGAGAGACAUACAUUGUUUGACCCUCCGGUCCUCCAAGGGCCCUUAACAAAGACUGCAGCACCUUAUACUGUUUCUGUUGAUCUUGAUAUCGAUGGUGAGAAGGUAGCCCUGACACUCAUAGACACUCCAGGAUUCCAGGCGAGUUUUCUUGCUGACAAACAGUUGCACGAUAUUCUCGGCUACAUUGAGCACCAAUUUGAUCUGACCCUUGCCGAGGAAUCCAAAGUGAAGCGUAAUCCAAAGGCAGUUGAUACCCAGGUCCAUGCCUGCCUCUACUUCCUCGAUCCUACCAAAUCUGUAUUGGAUGAGUAUGAUAUCCGGAUCCUAACACGACUUUCACGACGUGUAAAUGUGAUCCCGGUUCUCGGCAAGGCUGACACGCUCACAAAGGCUCAGAGAGACAGAAUGAAGCCUGCGAUCAUGCAGAGUGUUUAUAAUGCUGUGAACAAGAUACCCAUCUAUGGUAUGCCAGAAGAAGAUGAAGAGGAUGAGGACGAAGAGAAAGACAAGACGGCUGAUGAGGACACACGCAUUCUCAUUGAUUAUAUCCACAUGUUACCCUUUACCAUGAUCGCCUACGAAGAUGAUCCUCAGACUGGAAAGCCUAUUGCAAUUGAAGGAACACCCAUUGGACGUGAUUAUGGCUGGGGUACAAUCGAUUGUAUGAGUCCAACUUUUAGCGACUUUAAUGACCUGAAAUCCAUUCUUCUCGACACUCACCGCGGGUUCCUUAAGACAGCUACCAUUGAAGAUUAUUAUGAGCGGUACCGUACCGAACGUCUG